This is a messenger RNA of Talaromyces marneffei, 1308 nucleotides long. RefSeq lists its product as uncharacterized. NCBI's taxonomy places the organism in Eukaryota, Fungi, Ascomycota, Eurotiomycetes, Eurotiales, Trichocomaceae. The coding region runs from base 1 to 1308 and encodes 435 amino acids. The transcript has 2 exons. The record is from RefSeq and is a predicted model, not a curated record.
AUGGCCGACGAGGGAAUCUCGCCAAACCUGAGGUCGGCCAGCUUGGCGAGGCAAGCUCCUCGAUCUGGUACCGUAAAGCCAGAGUCAACGGCAUCUACGCCAGUCGUUCAUCACCCUGGUAGAGUCGUUCUCGCGCCGGCGCACCAACUUCCGGCUCAUUUGAUCCAACUGUUAGAAGAAUGGCAUAAGGGCCACCCAAAGGAGCCACCAUUGGCUGCUAUAACUGGGAGAUUAAACGACGGAACAAAAUCAUUCCAGUAUCUCUCAAGGGAUCUCAACCUAUAUCCAUUGAUGGAAGAGAUCACCAUUACCAAGCCUGUGCACUACAUGGUGAACUAUCUAGCCAUUGAGGAUGGAACGCAAACUGGUGCUCUUGUGAGGCACUUGAGCUGGGGGAGUAGGAUCUGCUUUAUGAAAAAAUGGAUCGGAGGCUAUGACUUUCAAGCGGAACCAGUCGCCGUCCGGCUACCGGAGAUCGACGGGGCAUUCGUCGGAGAAUUUCCUGAUGAUACCCAGUGGAAAGGAGCAACCGAGAAGAAGCUACCAAGUGAAUUGAAACACGAGGAGGAAGAGCAGGCCGCUCGGUCUAGCGUGUCCAGGAAAAGGUCGCGUGAAGUGAGAGGUUCCACGAGUAGUUCGGGUGGUGGUGACAUCUACCCUGAAGUCAUGAAGCCUUCAACUCGACAACACCAACAACGAGCACGCUCAGCACACGUUCGACCUUCCGUCGGCGCGUUGAGAGACGUGGGCUAUGAUGAAGACGAAGACGAAGACGAAGACGAAGUACCCCCCGUCGGAUUAUCAAACGGAGGAUUACCCAUCAUAACACGCUCAGCAACCACAACAAGGGUCACAACUACAAGACAUCAUAACCCAAGAAAUCUAACAUCUCGAGCAUCUUUACCUCACCCGCUUCAUGGAGGAGCUGCACUCCUAACCUCGCCCUUAAUGAUGAAUGCCCCCAGCACAACAACGAGCGACUCCGGCGUCGACAUCACAACAGCAAAUACAUCUCACCCAUCCUUAAACUCAGCCCUCAUCACAUUCAAACUUCGAAUUCCACGGACACGAAUGGAACGACAUAUACGAAUCGAGAAUAACGAACAUGCCGCAGACGACCUUUUCAAAGAGGCUUCACAAUAUUUCCGCCGUCAUGACAGAUUGAUCGGUACGCCGAUAUUGGAGUGCGUUAUCGAAGGCGAACCGGACUGUAGAUGCAUCUAUAAUGCAAAAGAAUUGCGGUAUUUCAUCGAUGAGCUUCGUGAGAGGCAUGGGAUCGUUAAAGUCACGGUUACGCAGAGCUUUUGA